CUCACUUUCUCAGUCUCUCUUUCUCUCUCUCUCUCUCUCUCUCUCUCUCUCUCUCUCUCUCUCUCUCUCUCUCUCUCUCUCUCAGAGAAGCAUGGACAAUAAUAAUGGUUGCUUCUCUUCACCAAGACGUGAUGCUUUUCCAGCAGGUCUAAGAGUCCUUGUUGUUGAUGAUGACCCAACAUGGCUUAGGAUCCUUGAAAAGAUGCUCAAGAAGUGUUCCUAUGAAGUGACUACAUGUUGUUUGGCGAGGCAUGCUCUACACUUGCUUCGCGAAAGGAAAGACGGGUAUGAUAUAGUGAUCAGCGAUGUGAACAUGCCUGACAUGGAUGGAUUCAAACUUCUAGAGCAUGUUGGACUUGAGAUGGAUCUUCCUGUGAUUAUGAUGUCCGUUGAUGGAGAAACAAGCAGGGUGAUGAAAGGUGUUCAACACGGAGCAUGCGAUUAUCUGCUUAAGCCUAUAAGGAUGAAGGAACUGCGAAACAUAUGGCAGCAUGUCUUUAGGAAAAGGAUACACGAGGCGAGAGAAUUCGAGAGUUUUGAAGGUUUCGAGAGCAUUCACCUGAUGAGAAACGGAUUGGAGCAAUGCGAUGAUGGGAACCUGUUUGCCCUUGAAGACAUGACCUCAACUAAGAAAAGAAAAGAUGCAGAUAACAAACACGAUGACAGAGAAUUGAUAGAUCCAUCAUCCACAAAGAAAGCUAGAGUAGUUUGGUCUGUGGAUCUUCACCAGAAGUUUGUUAAAGCAGUGAAUCAAAUUGGAUUUGAUAAAGUUGGUCCAAAGAAAAUACUAGAUCUCAUGAAUGUUCCUUGGCUGACUAGAGAAAAUGUUGCAAGCCACUUGCAGAAGUAUCGGCUUUACCUAAGCCGGCUUCAAAAAGAGAACGAUCUGAAGUCGUCUUCCUCAAUCGGAAUGAACCAGGAUUUAGCCUCAACAGAUCUAGGGAGUUUUGUUGGAGUUCAGAACUCAGUGAGCAAUAAACAAAAUGAUGUUUCAAUUGACAGUUGCAGUUAUUCAGAAGGAGCACUGCAACUUCAGAACAUGGAAACCAAAACUCAUGAAGGUAGCAGUGAUCCAAACGGAACUAUUUCUCCGCCUGCCACCACAGAAAAAGGAAGAACUAUGAUCAGAAACUUUGUUUCCGAGAAAAAGAUGAGAAAGAACCAACCUUUUGACUCUCUUGAGCCGGAAGGAAACCACACAGCAGUAAUUGAUUGCUCCAUUCCAACACAAUUCUCUUGGAAUGAAGUUCCAGAAAUUCAACUCAAAGAUCACAAGCCACUUGUUCAGUUAGAGGGUAACUUAAGCCACAAGUUUCCAGUAACAGGUAAGAAGCACCAAAUCCAAGUUGAUCAUCAAUCACCAUCAAUUGGUUCGAUUGGUUCUCCAUCUUUGACAGGGGAGGAGGUCACGGCAUGCAUCAAAACAAAACCUUUGUGUGCAGAUUACAAGUGUGAAUACAAGAGUUCUGUGAGUUCGAUAGGAUCGGCAGUUGACAACAACACGUUCCCUAUCGAACCAGGAAGCCUUAUGAUGAAUGAUCCAUCAACAGCACCAAUUUCAACUACAAAUUUGGGAUUGAAAACACAAGCAUCUAACCUCAACAGCAUUUCGGAUAUGGAAUUUUGCCAGAGAAACCUACUUUUGGAUGCAGUUUCGCUACCGUUGGACGAUGAUCUGCAUUUUAAUUGGCUACAUGGGGAAUGCUCUAACAUCAACUUCAGCCUGCAGAACAUAGGGUAUUAUGAUCCAGGGCUUAUUGCAGAAAUUCCAACUCAUUACUAUGAUUCAGCAGCAGAUUAUGCAGUCAUAGAUCAAGGUCUAUUCAUAUCAUGAUCUGUCCCUCUGCCCCUUCCCUUCCCCUGCAUCUUAAAAACAAAAACUCAAACUCAUGCGUGAAAGGACAAUUUUUUAAUGUUAUUGGGAUGUAGUCUAACUAUAUUAUUUUAAAGGGAUUUCAAUUAUGAGGGUUAGGGUAUUCUUUAUCCAAUGAUUAAGGAUUUGGGUAGUGUAAGCAUAUAUUAAAAAGUUGGUGAUGAUGAGUGAUUACAAACAUUAAUC
This is a messenger RNA of Arachis stenosperma, 2059 nucleotides long. Its product is annotated as two-component response regulator ARR11-like. Gene Ontology annotation, biological process: phosphorelay signal transduction system; cytokinin-activated signaling pathway. Gene Ontology annotation, molecular function: DNA binding. Lineage: Eukaryota; Viridiplantae; Streptophyta; Magnoliopsida; Fabales; Fabaceae. The transcript is spliced from 5 exons. The coding region runs from base 92 to 1834 and encodes 580 amino acids. The record is from RefSeq and is a predicted model, not a curated record.